GGUGGAGGCACACAGGACAGUUUCAUUUCAUUGGAAGAAUGUUAAACAUAACAAAGAAGGAAAAGGGGACGAACAACUAUGGUGACGCAGGACUAGGAAUGUAGAACAUCAAACAGCAAGAAGUCAGAGCCAAGUGCAGACCUAUUUUUGCUGUUUAAAGCCCAACCUGAUUCAGAUUCCUUUUUCUGGUUUUACAACAUGGAUUCAACCUCAGCUGAAGUCAAAGACCUGAGAAUUGUCCUCCUGGGCAAAACCGGAUCCGGAAAAAGCGCAACAGGGAAUACCAUCCUGGGAAAGACAGUUUUUACUGAAGGAUUGUCUCCAUCCUCUGUAACGCAGAAAUGCAAAACAGAAACUGUCAACCUGGAUGACAGAGCAGUGAGUGUCAUUGACACUCCUGGGAUGUUCGACACAUCGAUUACUGAGAAAGAGCUGAAAAGUGAAAUAGAGAACUGUUUCAUGUUGUCUGUCCCUGGACCACAUAUAUUCCUGCUAGUCAUCAGUCUCGCUACACGCUUCACAGAGGAGGAAAAGAACACCAUUAAGUGGAUCACAGAAAACUUCGGUGAGGAAAGCUCAAAGUACACAAUUGUUGUUUUCACCAGGGGUGAUGAGCUCAAAGAUACUAUCGAAAACUAUGUGCACAAAAGUGCUGAGCUCACGAAACUUAUCCGUGACUGCAAAGCUGGGUAUGUUGUGUUUGAAAAUACAAACAAAGCAAAUCGCACUCAGGUGAAUGAUCUGUUUGAGCUCAUAGACAAGACGGUACAAUUAAAUGGAGGUUAUUAUACCAUCAACAUUUACAAAGCAACCCAGAAUAAACUAUGGUGGCGCUGGGUUGGACGCCAAGUGGGAUCUGCAGGAGAUCGUUUAAUAUGGGCAGCAGCAGGUGCAGCAGCUUUUCCUGUAGUUGGUACUGCUGUACUGACAGAGGAAGCUGUGGUUUUGUCUGCGCCACAAAUGUUGGCACUUGGAAGUGCAGCGAUUAUGAAAGGUAUUGGAUGGUUUACCGGACCCAAAACAGACAACAGCUAAGAUAAUUAGAAAAUGAGUGUUAUGUAGUCAUACAUGUAGUGCUUUUAUCUUCUUUUUGAUAAGAUCUUACCUGGUUUUAAUAAUUUCUUGGUUACGGAUUAGGGAUCUUUUAAAUUAGCAUAUAAAAGUACUUUUAUAUACUUUAUAUAUUUUCUUUCAUCAUGCCACUACAAUGUAUGUUUUUAUGUUUUUUUUGUUACUGCAAUGCACAUUUUGUCAUCAUGUAAGGCACUUUCAGAUGUUUUAUACAAAUAAAGUUGCUUUGCCUUGACAAUUCAA
Girardinichthys multiradiatus is the source of this 1314-nucleotide messenger RNA. RefSeq names its product GTPase IMAP family member 7-like. Gene Ontology annotation, molecular function: GTP binding. The coding region runs from base 199 to 1035 and encodes 278 amino acids. The record is from RefSeq and is a predicted model, not a curated record. Lineage: Eukaryota; Metazoa; Chordata; Actinopteri; Cyprinodontiformes; Goodeidae. The transcript has 2 exons.